CAUACCUUGGAUCUCUGUAGAGUUUGAUAGAGUUAGACUGAGAUUUUGGCAACUUUUUGAAGCUUUGACAUCUUUUUCCCCUCGUUCGUUCACCAUUGUCAAAGUUAUUAUUAUUCUAUUAAAGCUAAAAAGAGGACUUCAUUCUUCAAUUAAAGGGACACUCUCCUUUUAAUGCAAUGCAAAAAGGCCACCCUUUACAAAGGCUUGUAGUUGUGGCAGCAUAGCACUAGCAGUGUCACAACUCUUCACUCUUCAACGACAAGGUUCAGUGGUCAAAAGGGAAAUUCUUUUGUUUAUCUCCCUUACAUCCAUGGUUUUUAUGAAAAGAUAUAUCUCUUAUGUCCCGGAAGAUUAUGCUAGCAGCAAGUGAUCAUCAUCACUUUGUGGUUACUUCCUGGAAGGAAACUCAACUAUGAUGAAAUGCAAAGUAGCAUGUGAAGUCUUGGCAGUUUAGAAUCUAUUUAAUGGUCUCUGGCAACUAACUUGGCCGAUUUAGAAUCCAUUUGUGAAGUUUGUUGAGAGUUCUUGAUUGUUAAGUUCCUUGUUUUAGAUAUGGGGAUUGAGAGAAGUGGAGAAAACAAAAUUCUUGGACUGAGAUUCACUUCAAGACACAAGCGUUCAAAGAGUCUUCCUGUUAAGAAAGGAGCGGAGGAACAUGAUAAUCAGCUCGAGGCAUUAGACUCAAUGAAGCUGGAUAUGGGUUACCUCACAGAAUGCACUAAAGCUAGAAAUGAAGUCCACACUACUCUCAAGCAAGAGAUUCUACAACUAGAGAGAAGAUUACAAGACCAAUUUGAAGUUAGAUGCACCCUAGAAAAGGCACUUGGAUACAGGCCUUCAGCUCUUGUUAAUCCAAAUGAUAAUACCAUGUCCAAGCCAGCCACAGAGUUAAUCAAGGAGAUUGCAGUGUUAGAGUUGGAAGUUGUGUAUUUGGAGCAACAUCUUCUCUCUUUAUACCGUAAAGCUUUUGAUCAACAUUUAUCUUCUGUCUCUCCUUCCACCAAGGAGGAGACUGUGAAGCUUCCUCAAGCAACGCCGCAACCUCGGCUCACUCAAGUUUCUAAGCCUCAAGUCUUAACCAAAACAGAAUGCUCUGCAGUACAAUCAAAUAAUAGCCAUGAGCCUCAGACUCAGGGAAAAGAACACAAAGGAAAUCUUCCAGAAGACAUGCAUAUGUAUUCUGGAGUUUACCGUUGCCAUUCUUCAUUGUCACAUUAUUCAGCAUUUACAAGAUCAUCUCCACCAUCAGAACCUUUAACUAAACCUCCCCGUGCCUGUCAUUCUCAACCAUUGUCCAUGAUGGAGUAUGGCCAAAGCAAUCCAUCAAAUAUAAUUAGUCUGGCAGAACAUCUGGGUACGCGAAUAUCCGAUCAUGUUCUAGAGACACCUAACAAACUUUCCGAGGACAUGAUCAAAUGCAUAUCAGCUAUAUAUUGCAAGCUUGCAGACCCUCCAUCAUUGCAUCCCGGCCUUUUGUCUCCCACUUCAUCCUUGUCCUCAACCAGUGCCUUCUCCAUUGGAGAUCAAGGUGACAUGUGGAGUCCAAGGUUCAGGAACAACUCCUCCUUCGAUGCGCGGUUAGACAAUCCAUUCCAUGUUGAAGGACUCAAGGAGUUCAGUGGACCUUACAGCACCAUGGUUGAAGUAACAUGGAUUUAUAGAGAAAUUCAUAAAUCAGGCGAUGCUGAUAAGUUGCUCCAGCAUUUCAGGUCACUUAUUAGUCGAUUAGAAGAAGUAAAUCCUGGGAAGUUGAAACAUGAAGAGAAGCUAGCUUUCUGGAUCAAUGUACACAAUGCUUUGGUGAUGCAUGCAUUUUUGGCUUAUGGAAUUCCACAAAACAAUGUGAAAAGAACUUUUCUUCUUCUCAAGGCUGCAUAUAAUGUUGGUGGCUACACUGUUACUGCAGACACAAUACAAAACAUUAUACUCGGAUGCCGGAUUUCUCGUCCUGGACAGUGGCUACGUUUGUUCUUUUCUCAAAAGAGCAAAUUCAGAAGUGCAGAUGGAAGAGUAGGAUAUGCAAUGGAGCAUCCUGAGCCUCUUUCACACUUCGCACUCUGUUCAGGGAACCAUUCUGAUCCAGCGGUACGUGUAUAUACAGCAAAGAGGGUGAUUCAAGAGCUAGAAGCAGCAAAGGAUGAGUACAUUCGAGCUACAUUUGGGGUACGGAAGGAUAAAAAAUUACUACUACCAAAGCUUGUUGAGUCAUUCACCAAGGACUUAGAACUAUGCCCAAGUCAGGUUAUGGAGAUGAUCCAAGAUUCUUUGCCAGAAUCCCUUAGAAAGAGUGUGAAGAAAUGGCAGGUGGUGAAAUCCCGAAAAUGCAUAGAAUGGAUUCCACAUAACUUCAAUUUUCGAUAUCUCAUAUCUAAGGACAUGCUCAAAUGA
Molecule: messenger RNA, 2388 nt
Organism: Arachis stenosperma
Lineage: Eukaryota; Viridiplantae; Streptophyta; Magnoliopsida; Fabales; Fabaceae
Exons: 12
Coding region: 553-2388 (611 amino acids)
Source: RefSeq, a predicted model, not a curated record